This is a messenger RNA of Anneissia japonica, 10184 nucleotides long. Its product is annotated as brefeldin A-inhibited guanine nucleotide-exchange protein 3-like. Gene Ontology annotation, molecular function: guanyl-nucleotide exchange factor activity. The record is from RefSeq and is a predicted model, not a curated record. Gene Ontology annotation, biological process: regulation of ARF protein signal transduction. The transcript has 26 exons. Bases 566 to 7282 code for a protein of 2238 amino acids. NCBI's taxonomy places the organism in Eukaryota, Metazoa, Echinodermata, Crinoidea, Comatulida, Comatulidae.
GAUAUCUGUUUUAGUGCGAUAUCUAAAGAGGAUGAAGUGAACGGAAUGAUGAAGACUGUUCCGUAGGUCUGCAGACAGAGGGGUUAAUCCAUCUUUGUUCAGGAUUAAUUUCCAGGAUUGUAUGAAGAAUAAGGUUAGCCUAGCAUAUGGUAGCAACCAUAAUGUAAAAUUAAGAACAUUUUAAUAGAUUGUAGCAUGCAGUUGUGCCAUUUAUUAUGUUUUGAAGUGUAGGCCUCGGAGAACGAGCGAGUCCUGUUUACGUGUGAAGUCAUCUGAUCUGCUGUCGUGGCCGGUGCCCUACGUCAACAAAGAACGCUGGCAAGCCUAGAUAGGGCCUAGGAUUUUCAUUGAUGCCACUAACAAUUAACAUUCAAUUUAUUUUACUUGCUAUGUCUGAUGGUCAAUUAUGUUGAUGCGUUGCUCAGAAUUCAGCAAUAAUUCUGACAUUAAUUAGGAAAUUCUGUGCCUGUCCCCCUUGAGACUGUGUUUGUUUUAUUUUGGAAUUCGUUGAAUGUGUUGAUAUAUUGUUUUUGCAAAUUGUUCAGUGGAAUUACCAGACAGCAUUAUGGAGGAUAUAUUUACACAUAUAAUUGCUUCAGCAUCAAAAAAUAAAGCAGUUAGGAGUGCCUGCAACAGUGCUUGUGAUACAUUGGAAGCUCAGGGAAGUACAAGUGAAAAAUAUAAAUUACGAAUGAUAUGUCUUAUACCUCUAAAGUUGGCAUUGGAAUCAAAAAAUUCCAAAUUGACCACACUGGCAUUGGACGGGAUUCAGAAAGUUGUAGAGGAGGAAACCUUCAAAUCAGAUGAAGCAACUGAAGAAUUGGAGCAGACAGUGUUCAUGCAAGUUCUAUGGUCUUUAUCGGGCACUCCAUCCCUCAAUGAGGAAACUCAAGUGGACGUCAUGAAGUUUCUUGUGACGCUGAGUUCAUCAGAUGCGUGUCCUUUGCACAGUGCAUAUGUCAACGCUUUAAUUGAGCUUUGCACAAACACAUUCAAAAACAACCCACAGAUGAGCGUGAGGACAGCAGUCAAAGUCACGUUGACACAGACCCUGAGCCAUGUCUGUCAGUUCCUUCAAGACCGUCACAACUCCAAGGUGAAAAUGAAAGAAGACGUUGCUGAUGUUAUAGCUGAGUUUAGUAGCAAAGAUGAUGACUUAGGCCCUACUGCAUCCCUGUGUCAGGAUAUUAACAAAGUGCUGGAGUUUCUAUGUGAGAGAUUGUCUGAGGAUCAAAAGCUGAAUAACAACCAGCAGAAGCAGCCUGUGUUGACGAUGUUGCUUGAGGCUAUCUUGUCCAUGUUGACCAACUCCAGCAAGGAACUGGGGAAUGACAGCAACUUCAACAAGAUUGUCUGGCAAAAAUUAUGUCCAACACUUAUUGCUAUUCUUGGAAUACCAAAAGAUGACAAAGAUCUUGUAUCAACGUCACAAGAGAAUGAUGCAACCUCUGUCCCAGAUCAAGGACGUGGCUCUACGUACUCCACAACAUCUUCGGCUGUUACUCCUUCGAGCAGAGUGAUCUACAGCAUCGCUGCAGAGCUGGUGAGACUUGUUGGAAACGUAGAGUCCUUAAGACCAGUCUUAGGGUCCCUGUUCCAUAGAAUCUUGCUGUAUCCACCACCUGUGCAGAGGAACGAAGCAAUCAAGGUCAUCAAAGAGAUGCUAUCAAAUCCUGCAAGAGUUCUGGAUAUGGCAGGACCCCCUCUGCAUGAUGUGAAAGGAAGUAAAUCUAGUCUGAAUGAUGGAUCACGGGAAAGAAAUCCAGACUUAGACUUACUUAAAUUGUUACUGGAUGGUGUUGCAGACUCCAGUCAUUGUAAAGACAGUGCUGUGUGCCACUCGGGAGUUGUCUGUGUUCUAGGAUUUUUAACAUCUCUUGAGGAGAUAUCUCAAGGAAAGCAUUUAAGCAAGUACCAGAUUGAGGAGAUUAAUAAAAUGAAGGAGAUUGUCAUUGAAAGGGCACCCUCUACAGAACCAACUCCAAAGAUCAUUGAGAUAGUCAGGCAGAGUGAAAGUGCAAAAGAAAGCAAAGAGCCUGGUAAAGAGUUCAUGUGUGUUGAAAUGGCAGGUCAGAAGAUUGACAAACCUGGUAAACCAAGUGAUACCUGGUUGGUUGUUGAGGAUGAUGGACAGAAAAAAGAGGAGAAGGAAGAAAGCAACCAUGUUGGGGAUGAAUCAAAUGAGCAUAUAGAAAAAGUUAUACUGGAUGAAAAAAAGGAUCAUGGAGAUGUACCAAAUGACAUCACCGAAAGCCCUGUCAAAGAUUCAACAGAAAUUGUGGAAAGUGUUUACCUUGAUGAUGAGGAUAAUAUUGAGAAUGUGAAAUCUAGUGAACAGGAGGAAGAGCUCAAUGGCCUGACUGAUGGUGACGAUGCGGAUGAUGAAGAUGAGGAUGAUGAUGAGGAUGUUAUAGAUGAACCAAAGCUCACAGAGCUUGAUGAAAGGCAGCUAAAAAGAAGACAAGAGAUGGAGAGGUUGGCAGAGAGGAAUGAAGAAGAGGAAAGGAAUGGUGCCAGGCAGUACAUAGAAGCUUUGAUUAAGUUGCUUCCAUCAAUUAUUGCAGAAGGCGAUCCUAAGGUGGUGGACGAAAUGCUGCUGGAAUUCGCCUCCACAUUUGUUGGAAAUUAUACUGCGAAGAGACAGCAGUCAGUACAAGAGAAAGGUAGCAACAACUCAUCCCCAACCAAGAAGCUGAACCUCACCCCAGUCAUCAAUGCUGAUGGUAUAUACGUAGCCACAUAUUAUGCUCUAUUGCUGAAUCUGAAGUUGCUAAAGAGUGGGCAUUAUGGGAGUGAAGAGUGCAAGCUACCUAUGAAUAAGCAACAAUUUGUAAACAAGGUGCAUGACAGUGGAAUACUGAUCUAUUUAUCAUCAACAUGGCUUGGGGAGCUGUACAAUCAGCUGCUUAAGAAGAAUGUGCUAGGCUUAGCAGGCUACAAACCUGAAUUGGUGCAGUGCAACAAGGCUCUUAUUACACUCCUCACAGAAAUUGAUGGAUUGACUAGUCGUGAGAUCGGAGGUCAGAUGAUGCAUGAUGCAACAUCACCAAGCAAAGUAGUUUUACAUAUUGUGUCCAACAGCCCUGACCAGGCUUCAGAAGCAGGGAUGAAAUUUACUCGUGGAGUUUUAGUAACCAUGUGGGAUCAGAUACUUACAGUCCUAGCGGCUCCUCUUACAAUGCGUGGCAUCACUGGUAUUGGAAGCAUAGCAUUCCUACUAGGGACUGAGGGCGCUAAGGAACAGAACUCUCGUGAUCGAGAUUCCAUCUGUAUGAGUUUGGAUGCGCUUCGCAAAGCAGCCGGACUCAGUUGCUUAUUAGGUCUUCAGGAUAGGUGUGCUGCAGUUUUUGCGCAUCUUGCCAAUGCCUCCUGUGUUAGUGAGGAUGUUCCUCAGCCCACGGGUGAACAAGGCAAGAAAGGGGCUCGUAAGAACUCUAAUAAAGGUGGAAUCAGGCUACACGCUGCACAUGUCAUGAACAUGGAUGCCCUUCUAUCAAUGGGCCUGGAGAUGGGCAGCCAUGCAGCUUCAUGUUGGAAGCAUGUGUUCAGAUGCUGUGCAUAUGUAGCCCAGUUGGAGCACUCUCACUUCAGCAGGAAUAGUAGUCAUCAACCCUCAAUAAGUUUGCCAAAGUUAUCUGACCAUCAGGAACACCAUGACGGCUACGACGACGAUGAUCUCAUGACACCGUACUCCCAGAUGGCAGUUCCUCCUCCGAUGAGGGCACCUGUCAACGUCCAAGAUAUUAUCCAGCAAAACAGCCAGGAAUCUGGUUUCGAGAUGAACUCGGCUAGAGGCGGUAUUCUGACUGUUUCUAAUGCUGCUAAGGCAGUGUACGCCCUAUCAUCGGAUGUGGACAGGCUUUUUGAAGAAGCUGCUGCAAAUUUGAAUCUGAAAGCUCUACUUGGGUUUUUACGAGAACUACGAGCAGCUUCCCAGCUUCAGUUAUUCAGCAGCACAGCGAAAGAUGACGAGUUCUCAAUCAUUAGUCCGACUUCACCAAGUAAAUCACUACAGACUACAGGCUAUUCCAGUACCUCGCUACACCUUUUUAAAAUGGCUGAUGUUAUGCUACGAUGUAGCAGAAGCAGAAGCAGGCCACUGCUACACGUCAUGCAGGCUUGGAACAUAGUGGCACCACAUUUUGUAGAGGUUGCUUGCCAUAAAGAUCGUCAUGUUUCCAAGAAGGCCAUAGCUUCCAUCCACGAUGUUCUGACAGAGCUUCUAACUGACAAAUCAGAGCUGCCGCAUUUUAACUUCAAUGAGUCACUCUUCAAACCAUUUGAGAGCUUGCUACGACUUGAACUUUGCGAUGAAGACGUUCAAGAUCAGGUUGUAACAUCAAUAUGUGAAAUAGUGGAAGAAUCAUACACCAACAUCAAAUCUGGAUGGCGCCCUCUAUUUGGGACUUUGCGUGCCGUCCGUGUCCAUCGACAGAAGUUUGAGAAUAUGGACGACACCGGCUACGGGGACUCUAGCGAAAGAACUGAACAUCCCUCAGCCCCUGUUUUUGACGUCUUUGAGGCUUUCUUGAACACGGAAAAUGUUGCUGUGUUUUCAAAUGCAGCUAUCGACUGUAUACUGUGUCUUCUCAAGUUUGUCAAAGGACCAGGUACAGUAAUGUAUGCUGUUGUAAAACCCUUAACCAGUAAAGAUCCAGAAGACUCUGUUUUUGUGGAUACAGUUGAACCAGAGGUAAACAGUAAUACAUCCAGUUACAGCGUUGGCACUACUCUCCAGGCUGUCGACCUCUGCCUACCUUCUCUGGACUACCUCCACAGGUGCCAUAAGAUACUUAGUUCAAUCUACAACAUGCCAACAUCACCAUCCUUCCGUGGAUCACAGUCAAUCAAGAUGAGCACGAAGGGGUUGAGCCCGCCGUCGGAAUCUCCGAUCCAGGAACUUGGUUCCAGCGAGACCUUUGUGGUUAUUGAUUCCAAGGUUAUGUACUCACCAGAAGAGCUUGAUCUUCUGAAACCAGUCUGUGUCGAGAGCAUCGAUGAUGAUAGCGGCAUUAUUCGUGUGUGGUUUCUUCUGUUGGAAGGUUUGACCGGUUCUGUUACGACGUGUCCAAGACAUUAUCAGCCCCAGACUCUUGAACUUCUCUUUGAGAUCAUCAGGUCUGUCAAUCAAACACCAGGCCCACAAUUUGCUGUGUACUCGGUGUCCCAUUUAUUAUUGCCAAUGCUGCAAUCCUGGGUGAGACGUGGACGACAAGCGCCAUCAUUUUGGGACACCAGCAUUGCCAACUUCAAGCAUGCCUGCGGCUUGACAACCGACCUGAUCGUUGAUCUGAUUUCGCAUUUUGUGAAGAACAACAGCAGUUUGGACGGCGUGUACUUAAUGAUUAAGCAACUUCUUGACCUGCUGGUGGAGUGUAUCGGACAGACCACAGAGGCUGUCUCCAGACUUGGCUGUUCAUGUAUCAGGCACAUGUUAUUAAGUGCCGGCCCUAUCUUGACCCACGAAAUGUGGACGUUUGCCUGUAAAGGAAUGCAACAAGCGGUAGAAACGAGUCUUCACAGUUUGAAGCGGUUGAUGGCGUGCUUCCAUCCGGGCUCGGACGAUUUCAUGGGAGAUGUGGGGCAGGUGAAGGUGGCAGCUAGGCGAGACAUCAAGCCCAUGGAUUAUUUCAGACUACAGCAUUUAGCUCAACAGGUAUUUCUACUUGAGUGUCAGCGAAUUCCAAACUUUGAUGUGAAUGAAGAAGCAAGUCGAUCAUUCAUUUUCAUCUUGUAUCCUCCCGAUGUAGACACCACAAUGAAGCUGGACCUCAUCCAUACAAGGGUUCAUUAUCGGAAUAUUGUCCUAGGCCUCCUUGCACAUCAGCUGCUAAUCCAAACUCUCGGUACCAUCCUUCUCUACGGAGCCCAAAGUCAGACCUCAAAUGAGCAACAAGUGAUUGCCAAAGGAAGCAUGUCAUCUACUCUGGGCUUGCACGACUCUGUCAAUGGAUCAGGCAGUGCGAGUAAUGGUGAGAGCUUCCUGCCCGGACUCCUGCCAUACCUGUCCCCCAAGAACUUGUCCCUCUUACUGGAAUGCUUUGUUGAUUCGUACCAAACAGCAUGCGAGUUUAACAAUCGUCCUGGGAUGAAGUUCCUUUUGCAGAAGGUUGCCAAACUUGAUGUUGCUGUUAAUAUGUACUACCAAGCUGGUAUGAGUUUCACCUUCUACAGCCACACUCUUCUUGAGCUCUGUCAUCAUGCCAACAAAGCCAACCUCAACUCUGAUCUAGUGAAAGCUAUUAUUAAAGACAUGUCUCAUCGAUUGAAACAUGUCAGUGAUGUUCCUUAUCAGGAGAUAGAAAGUACUGAUGUAAUCCCGCAAAAUGAUGGCACUGAAAAGUCGUCGGAAGAGGUUCCUGAGGUCAAAAACGAGCCUGAUGAGGUGAAACCUGUUUUAAGAGCUCGUAGCAGGAGCACAGCUUCCAACUCUAGUGAACAAUCAUCUCAGCAUCCAUGUCCCAGCAUUAAAAGUAGCAUGGAGAGUUUGCACAUGAACUGUGACUUAAGCUUCUUCCCAAGUGAAGAUAAGACAGACUAUGAUUGGGUUGUGAAGAGGUUAUAUGGUAUAUGUAAUGAUAUCAUAGCAUCAUACUUACAAUUCAAUACUGAUAAAGAUACAGAAGUCACUAACAAGGAAGAGGAGGUGCCACUCUUUUUUCUGGUGGCACCUAAAUCUCCAGAACCAUCUUCAGUGAGUGAUCCAUUUUUCCAUUCUUACGAUGAUGAACCAAAGAGAAACUUUGCAAUGUCGCAGUGGACGCCAAAGAUAAAACAUGGUGACGAGCAAGAAUUGUCGCAUGAAGCUCACGCAGAGAAUAAUGACGAGCCAGCGUCACCGAAGGAGUCUGGCAAGAUCUAUACCGUUGCUACAACGAAGACAAUCAAGAGUCUUAUGCAGGAAUAUAAAAAGAGAAAGACUCAGCAUUCGCGAUCAGUGUUUGUCAAAAAGCCAACCUACAAGGAAUGGAAAUACACUCACCAAUCGAAACCAAAGAUCGAGGGCAUGACCUCGGAUGAUAGACGCAAACAAGAGAAAAUCAAGCAAGAACAGAAGUCAUCAAUAAUGCGCGAUCACGAUGCCUUGUUGAAGUCGUGGUCAGACAUGAUUCUAUCGAUGAUGCAACUAUUACAGCUUCUUCCGGACACUCAGUUUCAGAGUAUCUUGCCAAUCGUCUUCCCGUCCAUCAACCAGUUAGUUUGUCACGUGAAAAACGACACUGUACGCCAGGCUGUCAUGGAAUUCAUGGAACGAAUUGCACACCUUUAUUGUGUUGUUUAAACCAUGAAUGUACAGCAUUGUUACCUCGAUUUUAACAAUUACAAAUACAACAUAUUUCCUUUGAGAAGUCAUUUACGAUUUAUCGCUGUGUUUAUCUAUGCGAUUCUAAAGUUUAUUUAAUAAUAAUUUUUAUCUGACAUACCGGUCUCCCUCUAAUUGUAGACCCCUCCAAAUAAAAACCACCUCUUUGGUCCCAAAUUAACAGUUGUCUUUUAUCUUUAUUAUUCUAAUUAGAGACCAAAGCUGAACCCCGGUCCCAAAAAUUGACUUUAAUUCGAGGAAGACCUGUAUUUGAGUACGACUUCACAUUGCUUCCAGUUUUUAUUUUUUAUUAGGUUGAUAUUUUACAGAAUUUAUAUUAUUUCCAUCAAUAUAGUGGAAAUUUCAAGCUAUUAUAUACUAAUUACUAUAUUGUAUUUAUAAUUAAAUGAAAUUUAAUGAUUACUUCCUUGCAUACACAUACAUUAAUUGCAUUACCCUUGCAAAGUAUAUUUUUUAUUUAAAUUGGUGUUACUUUAAUAUAUAUGUUGUUAUAAGCAAGCUGCAACCAGCUGCAUGAGUUGCCUUGAGAAAAAAAAAAAUGUGCAUUAAAUUACAGAAGAAAACAAAAUUAUUAUAAAAUUGAAUACUUAUUGUAUUAAAGAAAAAAAACAUGAGAUUGUGCUGAGUUGUAAAUAAUAUUUAAAAAAAUGAUUUGAAUUGCAGUUAUUUGAAUAAUGCUGUAUGCUUAGCAAAUUUGCCAUGAAGGUAAUUAUAUAAAUUAUAUGUGUGUUAUUUUGUUGGAAGUUAAUACUUCAUUUCAAUUUGCUGAUAAAAAUAUACUGUGUCUGUGUUACAAUCUAAAAACAAAAACAACUGUCAAGUAUAUUUAAUACCAUUAAAAAUUGUAUUUUUGAGAUAUAUAUUGAAAAUAAUAUUUUUUCUGGCUGGUAUUGAAACCUAAACAACUGACCAAUCAGAAAUACAUGUCCCACAAACUUGCAUGUUUUUCGCAUCAUUUACGCUGUUGUUUAGUGGGACUUUUGCAUCAGUAUCCAAGGAGCUAGGCUUGGUGGAACGGACAAUUCAGUUGUUUCUGUUUUUCAGCUAAUUUAAGUUUCCUCAUCUACAAUAAGAAUAGUUGGUGCCAACCAAGUUAAUUGGCGACAAAAAUAUUUUCUAUUUCUAAUUUUUAUUAUCUUAAAUGUAAACGGUAUAUCUUUAUAUUUAUGUUUGCUUUAACAUUCCUGCUUUCAGUAUACCAGUGCUCUUAUAUUAAUUUUGUUUAUGUCGAUAUUCAGCAUUGAAGAGACAAACAGGUGCAAUACAACGUAAGCAUUGGAUAAUGUAAUUUAACAAACUAAAUUUAAUCUUUUUAUAUAUAUUGAAAAUAUUAAAAUCCUUAGUCUAAAUUACUGAUUGGUUGUGAAUCACACAAGCCCAGUAUGUUUAUACAUUUUUAGUUAAUUGAUAUAAAUAAUGUUAAACCGUUUCUGAAGAAUAUUUAAAAUUAAACAUGAUUAUUUGUUUUCAUAGAUAUUGUACACUUACCAAUGGAAUACAAUAUUUUUUGGUUUAAUUUUUUUGAAUUGUAUGGAGCUGUUUAAAAUGUAAGCAACUUUAAAAUUUGCAAUACUUUAAAGUUGCACCUACUCAAAUUAUUGUUUAUAAAUUCUUGUACAUGUGUUACCUGUAUUUCCUUUAUUUAUCAUUUAUCAUUUAAUUUAAAGCAAAUCAAUUAUUUGAGAAUAAAUAUAAUAUGUGUAAAACAGCAGUUUUUGUUGCCCCCUCCCUACAUUUUUUUGAUUGGUUGCUGGAAUUAAACAAAUUCAAAUGUUAAAAUAUUUGUUAGCAAUUUAUAUAAAUGAGUAACAAGCCCAUUUUACCUGAAAGUUGAACUAAGUGAAAAUGUAAGAAUGGAAAUUACAUGUAUGUAUGUAUGUAUAACACUUUUAUCCUCGUUUAUUAGCUUGCAUUUUUGUUCAUAUAUAAUAUUAUGAACAGGAUGAUAUUUUGUCAUUAAAUGAUCUAUGUUCUUGAUUCAACUAAAAAGCGGUACAAACAAGUGGGUUUCUUUUUUGUUAUAUGGUUUUGAUUAAUAUUUUUUGGUAAGUGGAGAUUUCAUUAUAACAUUUAUAACAUUCCAAUGUGAUUUUUUUUACUUGCUUUUUUUUUAAAUAUUAAGAUUUAACAGUGGCUAAGCUAAAUGUGUGCUUUAUUUGGGAUGGCGUUUUAUUAGUUCAGACCCAUCAAUAAGUUUUGUUUAUAUUAUGUUAUAUACAUACAGUGUGAAAAUGCAGAUCAUAAUGAAAUGUUCAAAAACCAUUAUUUAGUCAAAUUUACAUUAUUGUAGCACUCAGAUUUUAUAAAUGAAGUUUUCACAGAUGGCAAUGUUUCUUUCUCUCUCUCUCUCUUUUUUUUAAAAAGAUAUUCUUUGUUUCAAUUAGAAAUAAAUAAUAUUGCAUACCUGCAAUGUUUCAGAUGUUACUGCGGCUGCCCCUAUCCUUAUUUUAAUUGACAGAAACGUGGCAUGCCUAAAUAUCAGGGUCAUGAUGACUAAAUAUGGUAAUGAUGACAUCGCCAUGCCAAUAUAUAGACACAUCAUAACUAUAUAUGGGCAUACAAUAGGUUUUUGUCAAAGAAAAUUUCAUAGGGUGGACAGAGAUUUGACCAUGUGCCAAUCAAUGCCAUUAUAUGUGUGCUUAACAAAAAAAAGUAUAUACAUCGAAGGAAACUAGACGAAUUUAUUCCAUGCAUUGUUUUUUUUUGUUUUUUUUUGUUUAAAAAAAAAAUAUUAUUUAGAGGAUUCAAAUUGUAAACCAUAAAGAUUAUUGUAAUUUUCCGAUAAGCAUGAUUUUGUUAUGUAUUAUUUAUUAAUGGGUUUGGCAGGGAUAUAUUGAAUAAAGAAACAUUAAAUAAAAAU